GCAAUGCAGUUAGUGUCACAGAGUCAAGGAAUUCUGUUGCCUUGGUGAAUUACAGAGCUUUGUAUCCAUUUGAAGCAAGGAAUCAUGAUGAGAUGAGCUUCAAUACUGGGGAUGUAAUUCAGGUUGAUGAAAAAACUGUGGGAGAACCUGGUUGGCUUUAUGGGAGUUUUCAAGGACAUUUUGGUUGGUUUCCAUGCAAUUAUGUAGAAAAAAUACCAGAAGGAGAAAAAGUUUUAUCUCCUAAGAAAGCCUUACUUCCUCCUGCAGUAUCUUUAUCUACUACCUCAGCUGCUUCAGAACCACUUUCACCAAGUAAAUCUGCAGAAGAAUCUGAUUACCAAAACAUCCCUUUUUCUAGCCUGAACGUUAAUACAGCCUGGCAACAGAAAUCAGCUUUUACUCGCACUGUGUCCCCUGGAUCUGUGUCACCCAUUCAUGGACAGGGACAGCCUGUUGAGAACCUAAAAGCACAAGCACUUUGCUCUUGGACUGCAAAAAAAGAUAACCACUUGAAUUUUUCAAAGAAUGAUAUCAUUACUGUCCUGGAGCAGCAGGAGAACUGGUGGUUCGGGGAGGUACAUGGAGAAAGGGGUUGGUUUCCAAAGUCGUAUGUCAAGCUCUUACCUGGGAGUGAGAUCAAGAAGGAGGAACCAGAAGCUAUUUAUGGAACUGUAAACAAAAGGCCUAAUACACAGUGUUACACAGCAGGAGAGGAGUAUGUUGCACUCUAUUCGUAUUCAAGCUCUGAGCCUGGUGACUUGACUUUCACGGAGGGUGAGGAAAUCCUAGUGACCCAGAAGGAAGGGGAAUGGUGGACUGGGAGCAUUGACAGCAGAACUGGAAUCUUCCCCUCCAAUUAUGUCAGGCCAAAGGAUCCAGAAGCUUCUAGUUAUGCUGGCAAAACUGGAACAAUAAAUAAGAAACCGGAAAUUGCUCAGGUUACUACUGCCUAUACUGCGUCAGGAACUGAACAGCUUAGUCUUGCUCCAGGACAGCUAAUACUUAUUCUGAAGAAAAAUGCCAGUGGAUGGUGGCAAGGAGAGCUGCAGGCAAGAGGGAAAAAGAGACAGAAAGGAUGGUUCCCUGCCAGCCAUGUGAAGUUACUGGGUCCAAGCAGUGAAAGAACCACAUCUGCUGCUCCCUCAGUGUGUCAGGUCAUAGCCAUGUACGAUUACACGGCAAACAAUGAGGAUGAGCUCAGUUUCUCCAAGGGGCAGCUGAUUAAUGUCCUGAACAAAGAUGAUGCUGACUGGUGGCAAGGAGAAAUCAGUGGUGUGACAGGUCUCUUCCCCUCAAACUAUGUGAAGAUGACCACGGAUUCCGAUCCAAGUCAGCAGUGGUGUGCUGAUCUCCAGAGCCUUGACACCAUGCAGCCAAUGGAAAGGAAAAGGCAGGGCUACAUUCAUGAGCUCAUUCAGACGGAAGAAAGGUACAUGGACGAUCUGCAGCUCGUCAUAGAGGUUUUCCAAAAACCAAUGGCUGAUUCAGGCUGUCUCACAGAAGGAGAAAUGGGGCUGAUCUUUGUUAACUGGAAGGAACUCAUCAUGUCAAACACAAAGUUACUGAAAGCCUUGCGGGUGCGGAAGAAAACAGGAGGAGAGAAGAUGCCAGUGCAGAUGAUUGGGGACAUCUUGGCAGCAGAGCUGUCCCACAUGCAGGCCUACAUUCGGUUCUGCAGCUGUCAGCUCAACGGAGCAUCACUGCUGCAGCAGAAAACCGAUGAAGAUGCAGAUUUCAAAGACUACUUAAAGAAACUUGCCUUGGACCCUCGCUGCAAAGGGAUGCCCCUCUCCAGCUUCCUCCUGAAGCCUAUGCAAAGGAUAACACGCUACCCUCUGCUCAUAAAGAGUAUUCUAGAGAACACUCCAGAAAACCACCCUGAUCACAGUAACCUCAGGCUGGCCCUGGAGCGAGCGGAGGAGCUGUGCUCUCAGGUGAACGAGGGGGUGCGCGAGAAGGAGAACUCAGACAGGCUGGAGUGGAUACAGUCCCACGUCCAGUGCGAAGGCCUUGCUGAGCAACCUGUGUUCAACUCCCUCACAAACUGCCUGGGACCACGGAAGCUCCUGCACAGUGGGAAGCUGUACAAGGCCAAGAGCAGUAAGGAGCUGUAUGGAUUCCUUUUCAAUGACUUCCUCCUGCUCACCUACAUGGUUAAACAGUUUGUGUCAUCCAGCUCUGAUAAACUCUUCAGCCCCAAAUCCAAUUCCCAGUUCAAAAUGUACAAAAUGCCUGUUUUCCUUAAUGAAGUCCUCGUGAAACUGCCCACAGACCCCUCAAGUGAUGAGCCAGUUUUCCACAUAUCACACAUUGACAGAGUUUACACACUUAAGACUGACAACAUUAACGAGCGUACUGCCUGGGUCCAGAAAAUCAAAGCAGCGUCGGAGCAGUACAUCGAGACGGAAAAGAAGAAACGUGAAAAGGCUUAUCAAGCUCGCUCACAGAAAAGCUCAGGAAUAGGACGCCUGAUGGUGCACGUGAUUGAAGCAACAGAACUAAAGGCCUGUAAGCCCAAUGGGAAGAGCAACCCAUACUGUGAGAUCAGCAUGGGCUCACAGAGCUACACUACCAGGACCCUGCAGGACACCCUGAACCCCAAGUGGAACUUCAACUGCCAGUUCUUCAUCAAGGAUCUGUAUCAGGAUGUCCUGUGCAUCACCAUGUUUGACAGGGAUCAGUUCUCACCCGAUGAUUUUUUGGGUCGUACUGAAGUUCCAGUAGCAAAAAUCAGAACAGAACAAGAGAGCAAAGGCCCCACAACUAAACACUUACUGCUGCAUGAAGUUCCAACAGGAGAAGUCUGGGUGCGCUUUGACCUGCAGCUCUUUGAUCAGAAAACGCUCUGAGAACGCUUUGGUUUUAAUUUAUGAAGGACAACUGAAGCUGACAGCCUGCAGAUUUUCUGGUUAAAGGUUCCUUGCCGCACGCUGCUUAUUAAGCAAGAGUUCUGCUGCUUCUGUAUUUCCUCUUAGUUGCUGGUUGUGCUUAGUUCCUUGCAGUGUUCCAAGUUGUUGUUGAUCUAUGCAAACACAAAUGUUACUGUAUAUACAGUACUAUAGCUCAGUGCCUUUUUCUUAUGUUGGAAUAUCUUGGGUUUGGAUGCCAAUGUUUCCAUUUUCAGGGCCA
Messenger RNA from Acanthisitta chloris (rifleman), 3129 nucleotides. It is a transcript of the gene ITSN2, whose product is annotated as intersectin 2. The annotation marks the transcript as partial. Gene Ontology annotation, biological process: positive regulation of Rho protein signal transduction. The record is from RefSeq and is a predicted model, not a curated record. Gene Ontology annotation, molecular function: protein binding; guanyl-nucleotide exchange factor activity. NCBI's taxonomy places the organism in Eukaryota, Metazoa, Chordata, Aves, Passeriformes, Acanthisittidae. The transcript is spliced from 21 exons.